AUGGGACAAAACAAAUCAUCAGGAGCUGUCUCUGAUUCCUUUAGUGAGUAUUUGGAGAAGGCAAGCCUAUCAUCCCGAGAACAAGAUCUCUAUCGUCCCAACACUUCCGAUGAUGUUUCCUCAACAACCUCAUUUGUGGAAGGUGAUGAGUCUGAUUCAUCAUCAACGGACGAUGAGAGCGAAUAUUUAAAAGACCAACUCGGAGAGGAAGAUGAUUCAUCAGCAUUUACAAAUCCUCUCCAUUCCACAUUGUCUUCUUCCUCGACAAUGAUGAAUUCAACAAGAGUGCCAAACAGUACUCCAGUGUUCAAGUCCAACAAUGCCAAAAUUACAUUUCAUAUCGAUCAUGUAACUGUGAGAAGGAAACGGCGGCGAUUGCCGACAACAGCAUGUUCUCCACAACCACCGAAUAAUGAAAACUUUCCCUCGUCGCCUUCACCACAGACUUCAUCACCAAGAGCACCUCAAAACAUUGCAUCUCAACCUUCUCCCUCAAAGCAAUGGUAUAUUUGUGAGAAAUAUUCCGAAUUGAAAAAGAUGGAUGGAAAAUUAGGAAAUGUUUUUCUUGCCACUCAAGUCGCGUACAAAAAGUCCUAUCACAACGGCAAUUAUUCACAACAGCAACCGUCACUUCAACAACAGCGACCAGUGGCAGAUAUUUUGACAAGCCCUUUAUUACCGAAUUCCUUUCAAUCCACAUCGACUUGUUCAUGCAACAAUACUGACACUGCAGAUGACAAGUCAAUGAACUUUUCAAGAAAUCAUGCAAUCUUACACCCACAUCACAAUAGACCUGUAAUUAUAAAAUUCCUCAAAUGCUCACAACAAGAGUGGAAUGGAGCUAGCUCUGCAAAUUCACAAUAUCCUCUCGAACGAUAUUUAAACGAGCUCAAAAACUAUUGGUAUAUGACUUUGAAUUCAAUUUCACAUGGUAGGAGCAAUGACAGCUCAGAAGACAAAAAGCGAGACGACUUCUUUUUUAAGAUCUAUGUAGAUCGAAAUUUUUACAAUUCUCCAGUUCCUGGAAAUGGUCAUGUUUUCAUCAUGCUGGUCAUGCCCUAUUUUGAACAUUGUUUGAGCUCAAUAAUUUCACAGUACAAGCGAAUGGACAAGACAUUUUCAUUGCUAGAAAUAAUUCAAAUUUUCAAGCAAAUAUUAAGACCAAUUUUGCAAUUGCAUCAACUUGGAUACGGUCAUCAUAACUUAAAACCUGAAAAUGUGUUUAUAAUUCCUCCCUACCAUACUCCUCAUCAUCAUUACUAUCCAUCUACACCUAGAAAUAGACCUAACAAAUUGAGAAAACAAGGUCUUACGAAAAGCAACCACUCGAAUGAAUCUUCACCAAGCUCUUUUCAGUCGUCUUCAUCAAUUCCCACUUACACACCUCUCUCACACAUUGGCCAGGAGUAUGACAUUAUUCUUACUGACCCAUUUCCUCGAAUGAAUAUUCUCCAACGAUCUAAUACUUCUCUUAUGAACAUGAGUGCCAUUAGAAAGAGUGUAGCCUCAUUCAACGAUUUAUUGCUUAGUGACUCAUUGCAUUACAACAAUCAUCGAAAAAGUAUGAUGGGCCUUGAACCUCUCUCUCCUCAUUCCAUUCUCACCCCUUCACCUUCCUCCAAUUCCAUGUCACCAACCACACAACCUCCUUCCAGUCCUUCAGCCUAUAACAUCAAUAAUCCUUCCAUCUUCAAUUUAACUCUCUCAUUGACUUCAACUAAAUCCCUCAACGAAUUUAAACCCUUUCCAAAUAGACAUGCUUUUGAGAUGAAAUCGCUUUCAGAAUAUUUAUCUCCAGAAUUUAAAGAAUUGCAAUCACUCAACAGUGGCAAGAAAUACGUGACUAUCAAACAAUUCUCUGAAAAUUUAUCGACAGAAAGUGGGUGCGAAGCGGACAUGAAGAGCAAUUAUGAAUUACUGUCAACCUCAAUCAUUGGUGCCACUGACAUUUUUGCUCUAGGUAUUUUAUUUUAUCAAAUCAUGAGCUUGGAUCUUACAUUGGAUUCUCUCGUACAUGCCUCUUCAAAUCAUUCCAAGAGAUGUUUCAUUAGAGAAUCGAUCAUGAUGAACUAUAGACAAGACGUGGAGUUUUUGGAUUUAUACGAAAGACUGAUCGAUCUGAUCACGUAUCAAAUGCUUGCCGUUCAUCCGGAAGAAAGAAUUUCUCCAAAAAAUUUAUUUCUACAUUUGGAUCAAAUAGAGUCGUUCAUUAAGAGAAGAGUUAUGGUGAUUCAUUGGGAUUUAGAUAAAACAACAGCCACCUCUGGCACUGUUGGGAAUGCCAUGAUGACAAACUGCACCAAUGUCACUCCCAAAACCCUAUUACAAAAAUCUACCCUCUCCGCCAAUUCUUUGACUUUCAACGCCGAAGAAGCUGAAUCCAUAUUUUACAAAUUGAUGGUACUUCAGUAUGCAGGUGGUGUGAAAAAUGCAUUACCAGAACUCAUGAAGAAGCUUGUUUGCAUAAGCUUGUACUCUCCACUGAGAGGUUUUCAAUCGCCUUAUCAAACGACAGGAUCUAGCGAUUUUAAAAAGACAUCAUCCAAAAAUGAGUCCAUCUCUAACAUGAUAACACUUACUUCAGUUGGGUCUGAAGAUUCUGGUAAAUUUUCAUUGACCGUUGCUGUUGAUGAAAUAGACCAUGAUGAUCCAUUCUCAAUACUCGAUCACAUUGAUUUACAAGGAUUUUAUCAUCCAGAACAUGAUGUUAAAUCUUUGAACCAGUUAGGUUUUUCACCUGAAGUGUUUUCCAUGCGGGGAAUAGGUUCAUGCUUUGGAGCUAGCAAAUUUAAAAUUGAAAAAUUCCUCGAAUGUAAGCGCUCUAAGGAGGUUGUGCUUGCUAGUAAGAGGUCACUCAGGAAGAAUCCUAUUUUUAACAAUACUCAACAAUAUCGAGUGACGUGCAUUCCCAUUCAUUCAUGUAUGACAUUGAAUGCCACUCCAAGAACCUUAAUUUCCAUCGAUCCAAAACUUCAAGUUCCAUUUUGUGAAGAGUAUUCAAGCGAUGUGAACAAGUGCAUCUCUUCACACGAUUCUAUUGAUUAUUAUUUUAAUGGAUACAAUAUUAUUGAGACCAUUCUUAAUUCAUAUAACUAUUCACAAACCUUAUUUCCAGUGAUUGAAAAAUUCUCCUGGGUUAACAUGCAUUGUAUAGUCGAGCCUGGAAAUAUUCUUAACUGUACACCGCUUAGCCAAUAUUUGGCUCUCAAAAAAGAAUCCUCCUCUGACAUUACGAUCGAUGAUUUAACGCCUUCAUACUUGAGUAGCAGCAGCAUGUUACUUUCCACGACUCAAGAACAUUUGCAUUAUCUUGACGAAGAGGAAUAUGUGAAAUUACAAAUACAAUCAUUCGUAAAACCUCUUCCGAAAACGCACUCGAGCCCAUUCACCACGCUGCAAGUUUGUAAUUUUGCACUGCAGCUUACCGAAUCCUUAAAUUAUUUUCAUCAAUUGGAUAUUGUUCACUGUAACAUUAACACUGAGACUAUUUUAUUUUGCGAGGAAAAGCUUGUAAUCACUGGCUAUGAUGAUUCUCAAGUGAAAGGAACCAAACUCGGUGAUCAUUCAUUCGUUGCACCUGAAUACUUUUUUGCUUUACAAAAUGGACAAGCUCUUAUGAUUACUGACAAGCUUGAUAUUUAUCAAUUUGGAAUUUUAUUGAUCGAGUUAAUUCUUGGCCUCGAAUUGGAUUCAAGCAUUUCCGUGUUGGCCAUCACUCAAAACGAAGAGAGAUUUGUUAAGGAGUUGGAUUUUCAAUUCGAGCUUCGAAAUAUUCCAAAACGAAUCAGCUCACUACUCAAGACAUGUGUUUGUGCGAAUCCUAAAAAACGCAUGUCUUCAAAAGAAAUGUUGUACGAGUUGAAUGAAAUUUUAAAAAAGAAGUAA
Molecule: messenger RNA, 3885 nt
Organism: Naegleria lovaniensis
Lineage: Eukaryota; Heterolobosea; Eutetramitea; Acrasida; Naegleriidae
Exons: 1
Coding region: 1-3885 (1294 amino acids)
Biological process (GO): mitotic DNA damage checkpoint signaling; protein phosphorylation
Cellular component (GO): nucleus; cytoplasm
Molecular function (GO): ATP binding; protein serine/threonine kinase activity
Source: RefSeq, a predicted model, not a curated record